Maylandia zebra (zebra mbuna) is the source of this 1210-nucleotide messenger RNA. RefSeq lists its product as uncharacterized. The record is from RefSeq and is a predicted model, not a curated record. NCBI's taxonomy places the organism in Eukaryota, Metazoa, Chordata, Actinopteri, Cichliformes, Cichlidae.
UCUGUGUUUGCAGCAUACAAAACGUUCACCACAGAAACAUUUGGAAAGCUCUUCAAAGUCAUCGUAUAGAAACUCCAACAUGUUUCCAAGAAAAAAACAACCAAUUCAAAAAGAUUACGCCGCCUCUCCUUCCUGGCGUGGCCAGCCAAUUUCCCCAAAUGGCAUCUCAUCCUUCCAAAGGGCAUUAGAGGAGAGUAGGAAGGAAAACUACCUUCUCCAGAAAAAAAUGCAACAAAUUGAAGAAGAAAAACGUCAACUGGAGGACAAGUGUAGACGAAUGGAAGCCCAAAAUAAAGAGCUGGAAGAAAGACAACAGCGCCAGCCGGACAUAAACAUUAUUAAUGAGGGCUGGGGAAUCAAGUUUGCUCAGGCCCGAGAGCAGAUUGUGCACCUCAUUAAAGAAAACAGGCAAAAGAGUGCAGAACUAAAAGAAAUGACCAACCAGCUCCAAGACAAGAAAACGAUGACUGAUAAGAUACAACGGGAUCUCCACCACAUGGACCGAAAAAAUCGGCUCCUCCAAAGACAGCUCCAUGAAGCUGUGGAAGAAAAGAAUAAAUUCCUCCAACAGAAGGAAGAGCAGGACAAAAAGCAACAAGACAUGCAGCACAAACUGAAGAGCAUGCAGGAAAAAUACCGCAUGCUGAAAGAAAGCCUGGAUGAAACACUGCGCCAAAAUAAAGACCUUCUUCAACAGAAAGAGCAACAACAAAAAAGACUGAAAGAAGGAAAACGCAUCGUCCAGGACUUUCAGUCUAAAAAUCUAAAACUGCAAGAGUUUUGUAAUCAGCUGGUGGACAAAGCAACUAAAGUGGAAGAAGAAAGGGACAAACUGGAGAAACGGUGCUCACAGAUGCAGAAAAGGAUCGAUCAGAUAGCGAGAAACAACUCCGAGCUCGUUAAGGGGCGUUUGGUGGAAUUCAAUAACUUGAAGCGUGAACACACUCAAAUGCAGUCACAAAAACAACAAGAAGACAAAAUACAUGAAGACAAAAAUCAAGAAAUCAAGAAAAGAAAGAAGCAGUUAGAAGACAAGCACAAAGAGGUCCAACAGAGAAAUGCAGACAUGCACAAGGACAAGCUGAUACAGGAGGAAACAUCCAAACAACUCAAAGACAAGCUUGAAGAACUAGAAGCAACAUUUGAAGAGAUGGAACAAAGAUGUGAGAAACUUGAAGAAAAAAAAACGCAGAAACCAUCGAUGAGCUGA